CGCAAACCGCUGGGAGUGGACAGAGCCGUAUCCUAGCUUGACAAUGGCGCGCCUCGCUGUGGCGCUGGCCGCUGGCCUUCUUCUGCUGGCGGUUUCCGCCGAUGCCUCCCGCGGGCGUGAGCUUCUCCAGAGCUCCAAGGGCUGCCCUGCCCUGACUGUCAACGCGGUGGACUCCUACAACAAGGCAAAGGGCACCUUCCUCGACAGCGACUGCUUUGAUCAGGUUGGCACCAAGGGUUCGUGCGGCAGCAAGACCGGCGGCCUGUGCAUCUUCAGCAACGGCCAGAGCUGCUUCUACCGCGCCCGGGCCUGCAAGCCCACCGAUUCCCAGGUCCUGGGUCUCUUUGCCACUUGGAACGCCGCCCUGAAGACGCUCAACUCCAAGACGGUCGCGGCCCUGUACGCGCCCAGCGCCGUGCUGCUCCCCACCGUGUCCAACCAGUACCGCACCACCCCCGAUGAGAUCAUCGACUACUUCGACCACUUCCUGCCCAAGGGCCCCGUGGGCGCUAUUGACAAGUACGAGAUCCGCCACCUGGCCGACGGUGUGGUCCAGCUGCUGGGUAUCUACACCUUCACCAUGACGCUGCAGGGCAACGCCAAGGUGCAGGCGCGCUUCAGCUACACCUACACCCGCCAGGCCGAUGGCAAGUGGCUGAUCGUGGAGCACCACUCCUCUGCCAUGCCCGAGAACGAGGCGGCUCUGGUGAUGGACGCCUUCGUGCAGUGGAACGAUGCGCUGGCCACCCUGAACGCGAGCAAGGUGGCGUCCCUGUACGCGCCCACGGCCGUGCUGCUGCCCACCGUGUCAGACAAGGUCCGCAACACGCCCGCCGAGAUUGAGGACUACUUUGUGUCGUUCCUCAAGAAGGAGCCCGUGGGCGUUAUCGACAACAUCGACGGCAGCUCGCCCAACGUCCGCUUCCUGGCCGCCGACGUGGCCAUCAACUCCGGCACCUACGUGUUCACCCUGAAGAACGACGAUGGCACCCGCAGCAAGGUCCGCGCCCGCUACACCUACGUCUACAAGAAGUACGGGAGCAAGUACAUGAUUGAGGAGCACCACUCCUCGGUCAUGCCCGAGACCGCCGGCAAGGUGGACGAGUAAACACCACGCCACAAUGAGCCCUGCUGCCCUAGUCGGGAGCUAGGCGCGUGGCUGGCAGCUGGCACGCACGCACUGAGUUUGGGACUGAAUGACACGGUGGUCCGGAUGGCAGGGUAUUCCUGCGGUAUAAAAAGGGCUCGCAUAGGGCGUCCCGUCUCGAAGAAUGAAUGUGAAACUCGGAUCGUUUGGUGCGACCUGAGAGCUACAUAGAGUGCGCUGUAGAUGAGCAGAUGAGUGCGGGCAUUGUGCCUGUCCUGUGUUUGGUGGCAGCUGCAUGGGCUGUGGUAUCAUAGGUCCUGCAUGCGUGCCAAUAACGAUUUUCGAAGAAUGAGCUCUGACAGGAAAGUAGUGGAAGGAGUUGUUUCCGAGUGCGGGAGCCGCAGAGCCAGCAGAAGCACACUGUGUAUGUUGUGCACACGUGCUGCGUAAAUGAUAAGCAGGCCUGUGGCGGGAGAUUGGAGGGGUGAGGUGGAAAUGGUGCAUAAAUGCAGACAUGUCAUCUGCGCGGUACGGAGGAAGACCAUGCUAGGCUCACACAAUAAACAAGGCCGACGCUUAGCGCGACUGUGAAUGCCUGGGAGUGUGAGUGAUGGGUGUGUGCAGCGUUUGCGGCUGGGUCAAUGAUGCUGGGCAACGGAUAACGAAGUGCUUGCGAGUGAAUGCGAAUGCAACGGAUGUUUGACGGAGUAGCGAAGAUUGGAUUCACCAGAAUGGAGGGUGCAAUGGCCCGGGCGCCGAGCAGUGACAAGCAAUGGCUGUUAUUGCUCCGUAAUCAUAACAUCGAACCUUCAAGUCUGCAUCCUAGAGCCGACGCGGCGCAGAAAGCGUGUUCACAACUGGGGCACCCGCGGAAGGAACCUGAGACGCCGCGUUUGCCACACGCAGCCAUGCACACGCACCGCUGACAAACGCAUCAUGCGGGCAGUGUUGCAUGUAUAUGCCUAAGGACUAAGGAGACCAGGGGAGGACUGACAUGGCCUGAAACCCGCCACCCAAACACAGGGGCACCCCUGCCCACACUGAGGAUUGAGUCCGUUCGACACGAAGGGGACCCUGGGUGGCAUCAAAGACGGCUGCUGGGCUGCGGCAUCGGGCAGACCUUUGCUGGCUGCCUGAGAGUGACGUGGGGUUCAAUGGCUUAAGGCACGGGAGGUAGCAGUACUAGCAGAGGUAAGCACUGUGGGCGAGUACAACCGACCCUUCCCUCGCCGCUGUCAACCGUGGGCCUCGUACGUGCUGCUGACUAGGAUGCACAGAGUGAAUACGGAGGAAGCAUCAUCAGCAUGCACUGAAAGGGCCAUGCGCCCAUGCGGUGAAAGGGCCAUGCAGUGUUGCGUGGACGGGAAAGGGGCCCGGCUGGAGCAGACGUGAGCAGACAACGCGCAGAGAUGCGUGACCAGCGGGCAUGCGACAGCUGGAGCUGGAUCCAUGUGUGUUAACA
Molecule: messenger RNA, 2549 nt
Organism: Chlamydomonas reinhardtii
Lineage: Eukaryota; Viridiplantae; Chlorophyta; Chlorophyceae; Chlamydomonadales; Chlamydomonadaceae
Exons: 6
Coding region: 44-1108 (354 amino acids)
Biological process (GO): protein phosphorylation
Molecular function (GO): calcium/calmodulin-dependent protein kinase activity; calmodulin binding
Source: RefSeq, a predicted model, not a curated record